This is a messenger RNA of Dovyalis caffra, 1149 nucleotides long. NCBI's taxonomy places the organism in Eukaryota, Viridiplantae, Streptophyta, Magnoliopsida, Malpighiales, Salicaceae. The record is from the annotation of a GenBank genome assembly.
AUGUCGGGGGAUCGCCGGGAAACGCCUCCGGUGACCGGAGGAGGAAACGGAGUGGUGGAGCCGAAUAAAAAAUCAGCUCCAGUGAUUGUGCCGAGUCAGAGGCUGAGACUACACGCUAACAAGGAACACGUGCCAGAAAGCUAUGAAGAUCUGCAGCUGGAUUUCUGUCCUUCGAUAUUUAGCUCGCUGGAGAAAUACAUGCCGCCAAAUAUGCUUAAUGAUAGUAGAGAAGAGAAAGUGAAGUUCAUGAGAGAUAUUUUAUUGAAGUAUUUGCCUCAUGGAGAGCGAACCAGAGCUCAGAAACAUAGAGAAUACAGGCAGAAGAUAAUAUUACAUUAUAAGCCUUUGAAAAGAGAGUUAUACACAAUGCACCCUGUUACUUUCUUCCUCCCCUCCUUCAUGAAAGCAAUCAAUGAUAAUACAGAGGAAAGCCUUAGAAGCAUAAUAUCAGAACCUUCUCCUGGUGUGCUCACAUUUGAGAUGCUUCAGCCACGCUUUUGCGAAUUGCUCGCUGCAGAGGUUGAAAAUUUUGAGGCAUGGGUUAAUGAUACAAAAUUUCGAAUCAUGCGACCAAAUACAAUGAACAAAUUCGGAGCUGUUCUUGAUGAUUUUGGCCUUGAAACAAUGCUUGACAAGCUUAUGGAUGGUUUUAUCCGUCCUAUAUCUAAAGUUUUUUUCCCUGAAGUUGGUGGGGCAACUCUGGAUUCUCAUCAUGGUUUUGUUGUUGAAUAUGGCAAAGAUUGGGAUGUUGAUUUGGGCUUUCACGUGGAUGACUCUGAAGUAACUUUGAAUGUUUGCUUGGGUAAGCAAUUUUCUGGGGGAGAAUUGUUUUUCCGGGGCACACGAUGUGAUAAACAUGUAAAUACAGGGAGUCAGCCAGAGGAAAUAUUUGAUUAUUCUCAUGUUCCUGGCCGAGCUGUCCUUCAUCAUGGUCGUCAUAGGCAUGGUGCCAGGGCCACAACAUCUGGUCAUAGGAUCAAUUUACUCCUGUGGUGCAGAAGUUCGGUCUUCAGAGAGAUGAAGAAAUAUCAAAAAGAUUUUUCGAAUUGGUGUGGAGAGUGCUCAAGGGAGAAGAAAGAAAGGCAACGAGCAUCCAUUGCUGCUACUAAAUCGGAAUUGCUGAGGAAUGAUGGCGAAGCUGUAGCAUGA